GCCGUAUUUCCCUUGGUGAUGUGCCGCGACGGUAGAGCUGCACGUGCGGAACUUUCUUCGUGUCCCUCUCUUUGUUGACUUGUAUUUAUUUAGAGUUGCUCCCUCACCAUCACUCUUUUAAGAUCUACCGACGUGCCGAGGAGAAAGGAAUAGCCCGACGACAACACCUUCAGCCAAUCAACAUCAAGAGCCUCAGCUCAACACCCUCCAAAAACACUAGACACGUACAAAAAAAAAAAAAAAACAACCGCGCAUCAUGGCCCCUCCCUUCCGCGCCGAGCACGUAGGCUCCCUGCUGCGCCCGCAGGACCUCCUCGACGUGCGCGCGUCCAUCGCCGCCGGCGGCGACGACUCCAAGCUGGCAGGCGUCGAGAAGGCGGCCGUCAAGGAGGUCGUGGACCUGCAGCGGUCGCUCGGCUUCAAGCCCGUGACGAGCGGCGAGUACGUGCGCACGCGCUUCUGGGGCCUCAUGUGGGACGAGUUCGAGGGCACCAAGCGCCUGCAGGACGCCGAGGCGUCCAUGUUUAGGCUCUACCACCCGGACGUCGUGUCGCUGAUCGAGCAGGACCGCAAGGUCAUGCCCGGAGACAGCGUCAUCGCCGGCGCCAAGCUGUCCCACAGCAAGGACAAGUGCAAGAGCAACCUGCACGAGCUGAAGCUGGUCCAGGAGAACACGCCCAAGGAGGAGUGGGGCAACAUCAAGCUGACCAUGAUCACCCCAGCCUGGUUCCACAUGAGAUACAAGCAGGGCCGUGCCUACACACCCGAGGCGUACGCCAACGACGCCGAGUACUUUGCAGAUGUCGCCAAGGUGUACCAGGACGAGCUGCAGCAGCUGUACGACGCCGGUCUGCGUAACGUCCAGUUUGACGACCCCGGCUUGGCUUACUUUUGCUCCCAAAAGUUCCGGGAGGGCUGGGCCGAGGACAAGGACAACAUCGGCGAGGUGGACGACCUCCUGGACGCCUACAUCAAGCUGUACAACGACUCGAUCGCCAAGCUCCCCUCGGACAUGCACACGGGCGUGCACCUGUGCCGCGGCAACUUCAUCGGCGGCCGGCACUUCUCCGAGGGGUCGUACGACAUCAUCGCCAAGAAGCUGUUCCAGAACCUUCACGUAAACACCUUUUACCUCGAGUACGACACGCAGCGCGCCGGCGGCUUCGAGCCGCUCAAGUACCUGCCCAAGGACAAGAACGUCGUCGUGGGGGUCAUCUCCACCAAGCUCCCCGGGCUCGAGGACAAGGACGAGGUCAAGCGCCGCAUCCACCAGGCCGCCGACUUUGUCGCCGAGGGCAGCGGCCAGACGCGCGAGGAGGCCCUCAAGCGCAUCUCGGUCAGCCCGCAGUGCGGAUUCAGCACGCACGAGAGCGGAUACCCGCUGUCCAUCGACGAGGAGAAGGCCAAGCUGAAGCUGGUCCGCGACAUUGCCGACGAGAUCUGGGGCGAGCCUUAGAUGUGGAGCUCUUGGCUAACAAGUUUGAGACUUUUCUUUUGGGGUUUUCUUUUUCUUUUCUUCUGGGUCUGUUUCUGGAAUACUCUUCUGCAAAUUGGUGCGGGUAUAUGAGUCAUGUCUUUUCUUUUGGUUUACUUUUCAGGAUGAAGCGUGGUGUUGGGUGCAUUCAACAAGAACGGGAACAGGGCUGCUGAUGGUGUGUGCGACUCGAUGCUGACGGGGCUUCAUGGAUUCAACUUCCAUGCUCUCAAGUCACCGCAUCUGCAGGGCGGCGGGCGAGUCGAAGGGUAGUAAUCAAGGCCAUCAACAAAGACAAAAUUGAACAGGGCAAGAGCCACUCGGUGUGGUUCUCGGAUUUAAAAGGGCUUGAAGGUAAUAAAGACAGCAUGCAAAUGAAAGAAUAGUACAUGGUCAGCACAUCAAUUUUCUUCUCAUUGGGCUCAAAGACUGUUUGCCAUUGCAAAAGUGAUCUUCAAGAAUCGCUUAGCAUAGGUUCUUCACAGUCGUGCGAAACGGCAAGACUCUAAAAGGCG
This is a messenger RNA of Pyricularia oryzae 70-15, 1989 nucleotides long. RefSeq lists its product as uncharacterized. The record is from RefSeq and is a predicted model, not a curated record. Gene Ontology annotation, molecular function: zinc ion binding; 5-methyltetrahydropteroyltriglutamate-homocysteine S-methyltransferase activity. NCBI's taxonomy places the organism in Eukaryota, Fungi, Ascomycota, Sordariomycetes, Magnaporthales, Pyriculariaceae. The transcript has 3 exons. The coding region runs from base 257 to 1456 and encodes 399 amino acids.